Molecule: messenger RNA, 1138 nt
Organism: Dermacentor silvarum
Lineage: Eukaryota; Metazoa; Arthropoda; Arachnida; Ixodida; Ixodidae
Exons: 4
Coding region: 487-897 (136 amino acids)
Source: RefSeq, a predicted model, not a curated record
GGCAUGCGCUUCUCUUCGGCUCUCACACGGAGACUGCUCAGAAUUCAGAGAACGUUUCGUCAAAUAGCAGUUUUAUGCCAUCGCUUCUGGCAAGGUGUCCGCGCAAGUUGCGGCUGCAUUUGUUAGAGUGCUGCCAACUAGCGUUCGAAACUACCGUCCGUGGCCUCUGCUCCUCCGUCGUAGACUGGCGUGUUGAAGCUGCGUCGCAUUAGGUGAAGGCGACGACGCGUAGCCACCCCCUAGGCGUUUUCGGCUGCGUCACGAUCAUAAAGCACGUUGUUCGUCCUCUUCAAAGUACAGCAGUCAUUCAUUGGCAACUGCACUGCCGUGAACAUGUGCACAUUGCCAAGUAGAAAGUGAGAAUCGUGUGAUUAGCUGGAGACUUAUCCUUCUAGUCAGCCGAAGGUGCUUUUCCUCUCUAGAAGAGGCGUCGGAAGUCACCGAAGUACCCGCGGUUCCAGCACUUGUGCACUUGUGUUUUUGAACAUGGCCUUAAGAUUUGCUGCCUGCUUGGUCUUGGUAGGUCUGAUCGCCAAGUGCGCACAGACCGCUCCGCCAAUGGACGAUGCUGUACAUAGCCACCCUUCAAAGCACAUGCCACUACCUAAUACCUUUUCGGUGCAGCGUCUGCCGACGUCUCCUGAAAAAUCCUGUGAGCCUGGCGAGCAUGAUGACUACGACGAGGAAAAAGAAGUAACUACGUGUCAGGGCUUCAGCCAAGAAAGCGAUUGCCAGAUGGUCCUGGAAGCAGAUGGUUGUCGACGCUGCCAAUGUCCACGCGCUUGCCCAUCCAUCUAUUGUGGCCUACGUUGUCGUAGGGUGUUGAGAUCUGGGGCCUGCCCCUACUGCGACUGCCGGAGAGGCAAACAGGUCUACGUGCUCGGAAAGAAGCCCUAGUUUGCCAUCUCCUGAAGCAAUGUAUGUCCGCUUUGAGAUAACUUAUCACAUCUACCUUGGGCAUUGCAUUACUGACUGCAUACGAUUUGUCAUUAUUUCUUUGAUGCUCCUCUGUAUACGGCGGAAAUAACGUUAUUUUUAUUAGUCUGUUCCAGUACUAUUGAAUUGCAAUUCUCUUUCGGAUGUGAAAAUGUAUCAUAAUAAAAAACACAACUUGAUACCUUAUAAGUUCAUAUAAAAA